This is a messenger RNA of Triticum aestivum (bread wheat), 614 nucleotides long. RefSeq lists its product as uncharacterized. The record is from RefSeq and is a predicted model, not a curated record. NCBI's taxonomy places the organism in Eukaryota, Viridiplantae, Streptophyta, Magnoliopsida, Poales, Poaceae. The transcript has 2 exons. Bases 127 to 504 code for a protein of 125 amino acids.
AUAUAAAUAAACCCCUCUUACAACAGACCACCCGAUUGAUCCCCUUGUUAAUUUCUCCCGUCUUAUGGCAGGCGAAAUUAAACUUGAUUCUCUUCGCCCCGAUCGGUUUCUGUGCUAAUUAACUCGAUGACCAAGAUUUUCAGAAGCAGCUUCUACCGGUCGAAGCAACCACGUGAGGAGGAGGAGGAGGAGGAAUCGGCGGCGGGGGAGUACGAGUACGUGGAUCUCGAGGACGGCCAAGGCGGCAAGCAUGCCGGCGAUGGCGCACCCGGCGUGGACUCUGACGGCCCCCUCGCGUCCGAUGUUGUCUUAACCACUGUCAUCGGCAUCGCCUUCAUACUAGUGGGCUGCCCCUUGCUGCUCUUCCACCGCAGCCUCCAAACCGUGGCGACGGGGCCGGAGCGCGCCGGCGCAUUGUGCCUCGCUCUCGGGGCCGCCGCCUUUGUCCGCCUCGCCCUCCUCCGGGGCUGCGCUUGCUCCUCGUGCUGGAGGACGUCUGAUUGAGAUUUGUUCAUUCUUAGGCUUACUCCAUUCAUUGUCUCCAUUGCAUCGAGCGUUGCUUAAUCUGUUAUUAUCAUCGAUCGACUGCUGUAGCUAAUUGUGUUUGCUCUACC